Messenger RNA from Xiphias gladius (swordfish), 1001 nucleotides. It is a transcript of the gene sfr1, whose product is annotated as SWI5-dependent homologous recombination repair protein 1. The record is from RefSeq and is a predicted model, not a curated record. NCBI's taxonomy places the organism in Eukaryota, Metazoa, Chordata, Actinopteri, Istiophoriformes, Xiphiidae. The coding region runs from base 289 to 930 and encodes 213 amino acids. Gene Ontology annotation, cellular component: Swi5-Sfr1 complex. Gene Ontology annotation, biological process: double-strand break repair via homologous recombination; positive regulation of DNA-templated transcription. The transcript is spliced from 3 exons.
UGACGCGUCUUUCAAUUCUGUCCAAUCGCUGACUUUGGAGGUAAAAAUACGGAAAAAGAGAAAGAUGUCGCAUCACUUCGGCAGUUUUACAUCUUAAACAGUGUGUCGUGGGAUAACCGUUGGUUUUUUACUAGUUAUUGCGAACGUGUUUAUCAUUCUUGAUAGUUUGGGUUUUUCGAAAGUGUUUGUUGAGUAGUUAUGUGACCACCGCAGCUGAUACGCGACACUGAAUUAACUUCGUGGCGUCACGGUCUUGACACUGUGCAUGAGUCAAAGUAGGUUUCACCGAUGGAGAUCACCCCUAAAUCAGCUAAAGUAAAAUCAGUGUGUUCUCCACCUUGUAAUUCAGUGGAGUCAAGCCCCUGUGAAUACAGAGAGGAAAAGCCUCAUCAGAAGCUGAGUUCCUCACUGAAGGAGAGGCUGAAGAGAUCAAGGCGCUCCUUCAUCUCCCCCUCCUCUGUGGCCAAACGACUUUGUGUUGAUGACUUGGAGGAGGGUGGCCAGCAAGUUCCAGCAGACUCCCAGGGGACCGUUCAUAAUCCUCCUCUCAUCAUGCGCAAUGUUGAUGUAAACAUAAGUGAUGCGAGAUCAGGGAGUGAAGGUUUUUUUGGACCCAUUUCCGAACCAACACAUCUUCCUUCAAAAGACUUGGCACAACAACGAGAUCAACUCAGGAAGGAGGUUAAAGACAAGAUAGAGACUCUGCGCAGACUCAGGAUGGUUAAAAUGUACCGAAGCAAGAAUGAUUUAACACAGCUCCAAACCUUGACUGAGAAGUGGCGGAGUUGUGCUCAGGCUGCACUGUGUGAGCUCCAGUCAGAUGUCCCGGUAGACGGACGAAAGGCCAGCCUGUCUGAGCUUAUAGACCUCUUUGGUCUGGAUGACGCCAUUCUGCACUUUGAACGCACAGAGGAGGACUUCACUACCUAAUAAUAUGCUCUGGAACAUACACAUCAUUUGUAUUAUCAGUUAAAAAAAAAAAAAAAAAGUCCACUGCAGAG